This is a messenger RNA of Eruca vesicaria subsp. sativa (arugula), 393 nucleotides long. NCBI's taxonomy places the organism in Eukaryota, Viridiplantae, Streptophyta, Magnoliopsida, Brassicales, Brassicaceae. The record is from the annotation of a GenBank genome assembly.
AUGGUGGUCACUGUAAGCGGAGAUGUUUUGUUGGUUACGAGCAUGUUGAAUGGUUACGGUGUCUGGUUAUGCGAAAUCUACGGGAUGAAUUCGUUGACACAUGAGUGGGAGAAAGUUGUAUCUCUUGGUGAUGAAGCAAUGGUUUUGGAUUUGGGGAUCACUGUCAACGCUCAAGGAAUUAAUAGAAAUUCCAUCUAUUCCGCUCAUGAUAUACGAGGAAUUGAUAGAAAUUCUAUCUAUUUCAGUGGUCUUGGUCGUGAUGAAAAUCUUACUUUUAUCUUUCAUCUGGAGACAAACAAGUUUGAACGACCAUACCACUCAGUUUCUUCCUCUAUUCACAACUGUACUGCUCGAUGGUUCUUCCCAAAUUUCAGCCGGAAGCGACUCAUCUAA